GCAGCGGCCUGGCCGCGCGCUUUUGUCACGCCGCACCAACCCUCCACCACGGGCGCCGCGAGUUGUUGGGCUGUGGGCAGGGACGACCAGCUCUCCCGGCGUCGACGCCCGCUCCGGCGCUCCCCUCCCUUUUCCUCUACGUCCUCCUCCUCCUCUCCUCCCCGUCUCCGUCACAUCCUCUCCUCCCCAUCGUCCUCCCCUCUGGCAUGCCGCAAGCAUGGACACCAGCACCCCCAUUUCGACCGACGCCGCUGCAGCCGCCGCCAAGCGCAAGCGGAGUCCCUCCACCGGCUCCGUCUCUGCGCCCGUCGCAAAGGCCGCGAAGACGAGCAGCCAGCUGAGCAUCAACUACCUCGCCCGACAAUCGCACGACGACUUGCCUCUCAUCAACAAGGACGACACUCUCCCGAAUCUGCUCCACCUACUCGGCGCUUACAGCAACAUCCUCGAUAGACACGAGUCAUUGGCCUCCAACCUUGGUGCGAGACCUCUCGGACCCAUCCUCAUCAAGCGCUUCGAACGCUGUUUCGAUGCUCCGCCCAAAAUCGUUGCCAGUCACCACAAGAAUGCGACUGGAGACCCCGCCGAGACGAGCCACACCAUCACCUGGCUAGAAGUAAUUGAGUUUGCGCGCGCCCACCCCAGCCAGUUUACGCUCAGCACAUUCUCCGAAGGCCGCAGGGUGUGCCAAUUCUACUACCCUCAGAAACAGUUGCGCGUGCAGAUCAGCGAGGAAGACUUUCUCUUCAUUAAUAGUGGAAGAUGUCAGGAACUCAUCCCGCCUCUGCCAAUCUGGGAAGACGAAGAGAAGGAGGUCGGCACGUGCGAUGUGCUGGAAACGAAGCUCAAGGAGCUGACCAACGUGGCCGACAUGGUUGCGGCUCGCACGCGGCAAUUGUCUCAUAGGUUGAAGGGUCGCCGAGCAGCCAUACUUGAGCGACGAGCAGAGGGCGGUAGUGGGACACCGGCGAAGGCAACUGCACCUCAGACUACCACGGCGCCUCCAUCGUCUUCGGGUUCAGGAUUUGUCGCUGUCAAUUCGACCCCGGCCAAUGGCAAGCCUGUUGCUGAGAGCGUCGAACCAACGUUGGGAUCGAACGCAGCUAUUCGGACUGAGCUCCUGCGGCACUUUGAGAGCUUGCCUCACAAUCAAAAUGCUCCGAAACUGCACGCCCGGCACCAGUCCACAACCGUCGAUCCUCAACAGACGCCGAAAACAUUGGACUUUAGCGGGACACUGCCCAAUGAUGGCGUCACAUCCAACAAUUCAUCAUUGUCGCCUGUGCCAACAAAUGUGUUGGGUGAAAGUCUACCUUAUGCUUCCGAUAGCAACCGAGCAAGCGCGAACACAUACACACAUCGCCCGUCUCUGAGCACAGGGAAUCCAUAUUCAUCUAGCCACACACCACUCAAGCACAAUUUCAGCCGCCCACUCCCCCCUGCACUGGAAAGUAGCCAACCCUUCCGACCACUCUGUCAAGCCCAUAUGGACAGCCUUCCUCGAGGGACUCGCGUCAUGCCGCCCUGUGAUAGAUGCCGGAGGUUGCGCAUGGACUGCGUCAAGAACCUAACGUCUUGCGCUGGAUGUACCAGGAAGCACGCUCGUUGCCACUGGCGUGACGUGUCGCGCGAGGAGUUGGGUGCGCUUGACCACCUCAUGGACUCGAGCUACCCUGGCCUUGCGGGUUCUCCUACCAACGGCGCACAUCCAUCUAACGGAUAUGCGAACGGGGCAAGUGACAAUGGGGACAGCGAUGAUGACGAUAGCAACCCUCUCGAGGACCUCGAAGCCUUGGACGAGAAGGAAGAACAGGAGAACCAGAUUCGAGAGGACGAGGAAGGUCUACGCAACGCCAAAGAACUCGCGAGACAGGGCUUCGAAGACAGCAUGCGUGAUGGCCAGCAACAACAGCCGGGUCCAAACGAACCUGGCGAGCCAAAUCGCGGUCCAGGGGGAACGAUACCGGCCUAUGUUCAAACUGCAAAUGUCGAAGUGUCCCAGAUUGCCGAAGAGCCGCAACCUGUGGGCAAUCUUGCUACCCCACCAAACUCAGCGCAAGUUCAAGAGAGGCCGCUGGAUCUCCCGUUCCAACUUCAUGGCAACCAGCAGCGCGAGAUCCUCUUGCAGAAAGAGAAUGCUCCUGUGGACCGUCCGCCUUCCACGGAUACGGCAGCGACUAAUGGCGGCUUCCGCCCCGUGAAUGAGACUAUGAAUAAUGGCAGCGCGAUUGCUUCGAGUGGGACUGGGUGGCGAGCGAUAUGAUCUUGGUCACGUGUUGAGUGGCUACCAAAUUCUUAGCUUAUGACGGAUGGAUGAAUGGAUUUCUAGAACAGGUGCUCAGCCUACUGCACGGCGACACACAAUGCACCAGAAUUUUCUUGGGCACUCUCCUGGCCAAAGUCUUAUCCUCCAUUCUUCACUGUAAAUGCGACACGACUGGGAGGACCACGUGAUAGCAGUCGACUUUUGCCUGUGGUGAGUUACAUGCAGUUUGAAGGUGGCUUAUCGCUGUGUAGAUUAGCAGACACCCCCAAAGCCAAG
Messenger RNA from Cercospora beticola, 2542 nucleotides. Its product is annotated as Zn(II)2Cys6 transcription factor domain-containing protein. Gene Ontology annotation, biological process: regulation of DNA-templated transcription. Gene Ontology annotation, molecular function: DNA-binding transcription factor activity, RNA polymerase II-specific; zinc ion binding. NCBI's taxonomy places the organism in Eukaryota, Fungi, Ascomycota, Dothideomycetes, Mycosphaerellales, Mycosphaerellaceae. The record is from RefSeq and is a predicted model, not a curated record.